Molecule: messenger RNA, 3484 nt
Organism: Petromyzon marinus (sea lamprey)
Lineage: Eukaryota; Metazoa; Chordata; Hyperoartia; Petromyzontiformes; Petromyzontidae
Gene: ARMC9
Product: armadillo repeat containing 9
Biological process (GO): cilium assembly
Cellular component (GO): ciliary basal body; ciliary tip; centriole
Molecular function (GO): protein binding
Source: RefSeq, a predicted model, not a curated record
GGCUUAAGGAGGAGGGGCGGGGCUCGCAUCGCGCAGGGGAUGACGGGAGUCGCGGUCGCGUCUAUGGAGACGGUGGCGAAGCGGGGCUGCAGCACUGCGAUCCCUGACAGCGCGCGCGUCAUGGGGGACGCCCUGGCCUAUGAGGCGGAGCUGAGCUCCAUCAUCAGAGAGGUGCACGCACUACCUGAACUUCAUGGAGUACGAGGAGACGGUGAAGGCCCUGGAUCGUGAGUGCAGCAGCAAGGGGAAGGCCGUGCCCAAGUCCGGUGGUGUCAUGAAGGACUCGAACGUGCUGCUGGUGCAGGGGGAGCUGCUGUCAGCGUUCGAUCAGGGCGAGCGCACCGAAUUCUUCGUGCUGUGGGGGGAGAACAUCCCCGGGACACUGUGCGAUUCAGACCCCACGGCCCAGAAGCUGGAGUUCUACCUGCAGAUUCACUUUGCCAUCUACCCCAUCCAGCACGCCGUGGGAAAGCCGGACAGUGCAAUGGUGGAAGCGAGCAUGACGGAGUUUAAGACCUUCCUAGAGACGCGCGGCUCGGCCCUCAGCCAGACCACGGAGUUCCUGCCCUUCUAUGCGCUGCCCUUUGUGCCCAAGCCUGCCGCUCACCCCUCCUUCCGCCAGCUCUUCUCGAACUCGUGGACCCCGGAGCUGAGGACGCAGCUCGAGAGGUUCCUGUCACUCACGCUGAAGGCGAACAGCUUUCCUCGCCUUCUCACGCUGUUUAAGGAAGGUGGCCACGCAAGUAGAGACUUGCAUGAGCGUCUGCACGAGUGCGAGCGGCGUGCCGUGGAUGCCGACCGGCGUGCCACGGGCUACACGCGGCGCUACAGCAAGCUGCAGGCCGACUACCACGGCCUCAUCAGUGUGACUGCCGAGCUCGUCGACUCGCUCGAGGCCACCAUUAGCGGGAAGAUGAUCACGGCGGAGUACCUGCAGAGCAUCUGCACGCGCCUCUUCAGCAGCCAGCUGCGCCACAGUCUGGUGCACAGCGUGGACUUCACUCGCCCCGGCACGUACGACGACUAUUGGUACGCAGAACAGGCCUCCACAAUCCUGAGAGCCUCUGUUGCCCCUAUGCACCCCCGCGACAUCCCUCUGCUGCCGUCGCUCGACUACGACAAGCUGAGGCACGAUCUGCUCCACGGCACGGACCGCCUCAAGGCGCUGCUGCUGCAGGCUCUGCGCUGGCGCUUGACAAAGUCCCAGCAGGGAGAGCAGAGGGACACGGUGCUGCAGGCCUUCAUUGCCAACGACCUGCUGGGCUGUCACGCGCGCAGCCAGUACAACGCAGAUGUGCUGGGUCUGCUGAUGUCCAAGAGUGAGGUUGUGCGACAGUACAUGGCCCGGCUCAUCAAUGCACUUGCAUCUCUGGCUGACGGUCGCACUUACUUGUCGCAGAGUCCCGCGGUGCUGCGAGUGCUGCAGGAGAGCCUUCAAGCAGAAGACCGCGAUUCACUGACUCGUGAAAAUGUGUUGGGCGCACUUCAAAAGCUCAGUCUCAAGCGGAGCCUGCAGACGGCCAUGAUCCAGGAUGGGCUGGUGCUGUGGCUCAUCUCUGAGCUCGGAGACACGGACGCCCUCUCUGAUUAUACGCUCGAGUACUCCGUGGCUCUGCUCAUGAAUCUGUGCCUGCGCUCAGCCGGGAAGAGGAAGUGCGCGGAGGAUGCGCGCAGUGUCUUCAAGGUGCUCACCGACCUCCUGGGCCAUGAGAACCAGGAGAUUCGUCCUUACGUGAACGGUGCCCUCUACAGCAUCUUGGCCCUGUACUCUAUACGCGAGGAAGCCAAGGCCAUGGGCAUGGAAGAGAUCCUCAGCUGUUUCGUGAAGGAAGGCAACGUGGAGACAAACAGACAAAUUGAGUUCAUUAUAAAGCAGCUCAACUCAGAUUCUCCGGAUGAAGGAGUGGAGUCCGAUGAUGAAGAACAAGAGGAGGAGGAUGAGGAGGAGCAGGAUGGCAUGGAGCUGGACUUGGACAAAGCGGAGGUGCUGAGGCCGCAGGCUGGAGAGCUCACCGGGGAGAAGCUGCUGAGUGCGGAGUACCUCGGGAUCAUGACGAACACUCUACAGCAUCGGCGCCGGAACCCGGCCAUUGUGAGCCAGAGUAUGAAUGAGCCGCUCCAGAGACCCGUGACGCCCAGCACUCAUCGCUCGGCACUCACCGUGCCGGUUAAUUUGUCGGAGGGUGGCGGUUCGGUAACCGCGCACUCUGACGUCAGCUCGCGCCCUCCCACCCGCUCGGGCAGCCGGCCCAGCUCUGCCUCUCCGGCCAAUGGAGGGGCAGAAGCAUCUCCGCGCUCGCUGAGAGAGCCUCCUUCCCACACCGCUGACUCGGAGGUGCAGGUCGCAUCAGGCAGCGUGCGAGACGUGAAGGUGGCGUUCGGCAGCCGCCCGCGCAUCCCUCGCACGCCUGAGUCGCCGGCCGCCCAGGCGCUCCGCCUCAAAACCCCACCCAGCCUCGCUCCGCGCUUCUCCCGGGCCGGACCCCAGCAGGGCCGGCCCAGCUCCGGCGGCAGCAGCAAGCACAGCAGCUGGUCAUCCAAUAAAUAAGAAGGUUAAAAACAAGUCAAGACCUUGGGCAUCUGUGUUCUUGCACCUAAACCUCCAGUUAUUAUUCCAGGGCUACCUCACCCAGCGCACUAACAGCAGACGCUUUUGUGGGUUUAACGCGUGGACUCUCCAAAUUCGAUACUUAACGCUCAUGUUCCACACAUUGAAUCACGUGUGUAAGAAUCAACCCUUUUCCUGUUCUGUAAAUAGUGCGGUGUUACAUUUUGCUUAUUGGAGCAGACAAAACUGUAUAACCGACAAACACGAUUGUGCAAUUGAGAAUAUAUUCCUGAAUUGAGUCGAGGCUCCGUUUUGUAACAGUUCAUGGAAUCUAAGGUGGGGGUGAAUCAUUACACCCCAACUUCUGUACACAUCCUCCAUGUAGAGACAUCUCUAAAUACCUGAGUAUACCCUGUAUGACACUAACAAUGCAGUUACGAUUCUCAAUUGAUUACCCCAUGUAAAUAAUCUGGCCAAAUUUGUCAAACCAUUCACCACCUGACAGUCAAAUUAAAUUGCAACGUGUACUAGUGUCUUAAUACGCCGAUUGUUUUGACUCACCGGUGAGCUGAAGAAUAAUUCUCAACCAAAUGUAGCGAUUAGAGAUGAGGUUUCAAGCAUGUUCAGGAUGGAAUCCACCAAGUCAGAAUAACCAUACCACCGGACCUGGAAUCUUAAAUGUCGUGACAUCACAGGAACAACCAAUCAGAUUUAAACUCGAUGUUAUUUACAGGUGUGUUGCUGUAAUCAGAGGGAGGGAAUGAAGUGUGUUUGAGCUCAACUAAACUGCUGCAAGAGAAGGAAGCUGCGACUUGGUCUGUCCUUUGCACCGUUUUGUGAUUCCCAAGUGCUGUAUUGUUAUACGUUUGAUAUCGAAUACAUAUUUAUUUUUGGUUGCUUCAAUAAAAGUUAACUCGAUUACAUUGAGAACUCUAA